AUGGUCGAAGUUGGUGUCGUGCCGCCUCCGGAAGGAGUGACUCCUGACUUCUAUUCUCGGACCUCUGUUCAGAAUAGUAUAAUCAUCGUUUUUGGUGUCACUUUUACAUUAGCAACUAUAUCCCUAAUUCUUCGAUUGUAUACGGCUUUCGGGAUCGUCAGGAAGCUAGACUGGGAUAUUCUAUUAAUCGUUGCAGCCUGGGGGACUACUCUAGCAUUCUUCAUUGGGACACUUACAGUGGCCAUGCCAGCUGGUUUUGGGCGGCAUCUUUGGGACAUUACGCCAACCCAAAUGCUAGAAUAUUAUAAUAUCCUAUCGUUCAUCGCUCUCACGUAUAUUUGGCCGCCGUCCCUAACCAAACUCGCCCUCCUCGUUCUCUACAUUCGACUCAACCCCUCGAAGCUUUUCCGCGCGUGCGUUUUCGUUAGCGGGUUCCUCAUUUCUGCAUACACCAUUACAUUCACAGUUUUGUUCCUCGGGCCUUGCAAUCCAUUAUCCGUUGGCACUGGUACAUGCCUGAAUGAUGUUGCCAUAUCACAGGCUGUUCUUAAUAUCUUCUUCGAUGUGGUUAUAAUACUACUUCCUAUUCCUAUGGUACAUAAUUUACAUUUGCCUCUGAAGCAAAGGGCAGCCAUUGGAUUUUUGAUCGCAUUAGGAUCGGCUGUCGUUAUUGUUUCUAUUGCGCGAGUUGCCUACGUGAGAGCCAUGAUAGCGGACGACGACAUGACUUGGACACAGGGAUCCGCUGCAAUCUUGUCAACAUUGGAAUUGAAUAUCGGAAUCAUUGGCAACUGUGUAUCACGUUUGAAACCUUUGGUUCAAAAACAUGCUCCUUCGUGGGUAAACUCCCUGGGCGGUUCGGGUGUAGGGGCCUACGCUCUAAACCAAAGUGGCAAUGUCCCACGGUCAUGGGGAACGAGCAAAGGGAAUCAAGGGUACAAAUUAGAGAGUAUGGAACGCGGAAAGAAGUUUGGUAAUGGAGAACGAGGUGUCGACAAAGAUAUAUAUGUCAUAAAUGAUUACAGCGUCGAGUAUGACACGAAAGAAUCGAAUCAGGCUGGACCGGCUGGAACGGGAAGUACAGAUAGCAUCCUCGCACCGGAGAGGGAUAUUCGACGUGUGGUAUAG
Daldinia vernicosa is the source of this 1128-nucleotide messenger RNA. RefSeq lists its product as uncharacterized. NCBI's taxonomy places the organism in Eukaryota, Fungi, Ascomycota, Sordariomycetes, Xylariales, Hypoxylaceae. The record is from RefSeq and is a predicted model, not a curated record. The transcript is spliced from 5 exons. The coding region runs from base 1 to 1128 and encodes 375 amino acids.